AUGGCUUCCAGAUUAGAAGAGGAUCUCUGUUGUGCCGUCUGCCGUGAUGUCUUCACAGAUCCUGUUGUUCUGUCAUGUAGCCACAGCUUCUGUAAAGACUGUGUGAAGAGCUGGUGGAAAGACAAAGAAGUAAAAGAGUGUCCACUUUGUAAGAGAAGACAUUCAAUGAUUAAACCACCUGUUAGCCUGGUGUUGAAGAACCUGUGUGAGACCUUCUUACAGGAGAGAGAUCAGAGCUCUUCACAUGCUCUCUGCAGUCUGCACUCAGAGAAACUCAGACUCUUCUGUCUGGACCAUCAGCAGCCAGUGUGUCUCGUCUGCAGAGAUUCAGAAAAACACACCGGCCACAGAUUCAGACCCAUCGAUGAAGCUGCACAACAACACAAGAAGCAGCUGCAGGGAACUCUGGAGCCCUUGAAGAAGAAGUUACAGUGUCUUGAACGUGUUAAAGUGCUGUUUGAACAAACAGCAAAACACAUUAAGGUCCAGGCCGGACUCAAAGAGACGCAGAUCAAGGAGCAGUUUAAAAAGCUUCAUCAGUUUCUGGAGGAGGAAGAGGAGGCCAGGAUGGCUGCACUGAGGGAGGAAGAGGAGCAAAAGAGUUGGAUGAUGAAGGAGGAGAUUGAGUCUCUGAGCAGAGACAUAACGGCUCUUUCAGACACAAUCAGAACCACAGAGGAUGAGCUGACAGCUGAAGACGUCUCGUUCCUGCUCAACUACAAGGCUGCAGUGGAACGAGUCCAGCAGCGCCCCCUGCUGGAAAAUCCACAGCUGGCCGACGAGGCCAAACAUCUGAUCUCACAGGAAUUUAAGAUGCUGGUGGCUGAUACAGUGGGCCCAAGAACCACGAUGUGGCCUGUUGAGAGCCACACCAGCCACACCAGGCUCCCAGCUCUGCCAGACCACUCAGAGUGCGCUUCAAGGAUGUUCCCGCCUCACCCCGUGUCCUGGGGUUUACUGUCAUAA
This is a messenger RNA of Limanda limanda (common dab), 966 nucleotides long. Its product is annotated as E3 ubiquitin-protein ligase TRIM35-like. The record is from RefSeq and is a predicted model, not a curated record. Bases 1 to 966 code for a protein of 321 amino acids. The transcript is spliced from 4 exons. NCBI's taxonomy places the organism in Eukaryota, Metazoa, Chordata, Actinopteri, Pleuronectiformes, Pleuronectidae. Gene Ontology annotation, molecular function: zinc ion binding.